GUCCCAUUUGGUUUGGUUUGUGCACGUUAUUGUAAAACAAAAAGGCUUUUUUUCCUUCUAACAGUCGCUUUUGUGGCGCGCAGGACACAGCGACGACAACUGCCGGGUCAUUAAAUAUCUCUGAGCCAGAUGAAGGAACGGCAGCGACGGCCAACACAACGCUUGUGCCCGAGCGCCCCAGUCCGGUUUCAGGAGUUAAAACAAUGAACCAAGUCCGUCGUUCUAUAGAAGUGGAUCCUGUUCCUGCCUCUCACUUAACCGUGGAAGGGCAUCGCACGUUCCUGGAGUGCACAUUCAAAGGCCCAUUUAACGUUAACGUCACUUGGAGAAAAUCUUGUUCCCCCAACUGCAGCCAGAUCAUUAACGCGACCAGCAAGAGCAACCCGGACAUCUCUAUGGAAGUUGGAGAUGGAUUUUCAAAACUCUACUUCAAUCCGGCCAAGAUCGGAGAUUCCGGCAUGUACUAUUGCGUUGUGAUGUCCUCUGACGACCACGGCCAGUCGUGUGGCACGUACCUCUGGGUCCGGAGACCUCCACCCACCUCCUUCCUGAAUAUAAGAGAAUCCGUCAAGAACAAGAUCAUCACGGCUGAGGGCUUCCUCCUACUCGUCUGUGCCAUCGGGCCGGGUCUUUUUCUCCUGUUGAGGAAGAGAUGGGAGAACGAGAGCCUGCUGCAGGCCAAGAAGAAAUACGAAGAGGAGAACCUGUACGAGGGACUGAACCUGGAUGAGUGCUCCAUGUAUGAGGACAUCUCACGGGGGCUGCAAGCCACCUACCAGGACAUAGGCAACGUCAAAGUGAUCGAUCUGCAGUUGGAAAAGCCAGAGAAACCGUGAUACCUUUGCCUUGCAUUCUGUUUCCAGAAGCCUACUACAAAGAAUCAUUUUUUUUAUUCCCAGAUCUUUUAACAGUAUCCUACAGACAAAGCAGGGGGGGAAAUAUGUAUUCUUCUCUCUUGGGUGCUGACAGUUUGUGUAACCAUUUCAGCUUUAUAAUAAGGAAGCUGAGGGAAAUGGUCUAAUGAUGGAGUAUCAAAGAUCUGGUAUUAAUAGGAGAACAUAGCAGAGGGGCUUCUUUAAUAUUUUAGUUCUCCCAGCAAAAUAUCCCAGUAAGAACUAUCUUGUUUGAAAUGUCCUUACUCUGUUUUCCAUUUAUGAUUCCCCAUGAACUGCUUCCUGAUUCUGAAGAAAAGGAUUCUAAGCCAUAAUAAUGCUGUUUGUUUCAAUGAUAUUCAGAGAAUGCAUCUGCCAAGCAUACAGGAUUAAUUCAAACUUGUCAGUGCUCCUGUCUCCCCUUCAGACAUAACAUUUGCAGAGCCAAGGAAGCUUUGAAAGUCCCCUUACUACAUGCAUCAUCCUUUUCUCUCUGGGAUCAUGUUAAAUGGUCCUACAAAUUUGCUGCAAAACCAAGCUAUGUUCAGCCUCUAGUGGGUAAUAUCUAUUACAUCAACCCGUCCCAGACCUGAAUCCUCC
Gekko japonicus is the source of this 1472-nucleotide messenger RNA. RefSeq names its product CD79a molecule (gene CD79A). Lineage: Eukaryota; Metazoa; Chordata; Lepidosauria; Squamata; Gekkonidae. The transcript is spliced from 5 exons. The record is from RefSeq and is a predicted model, not a curated record. The coding region runs from base 204 to 836 and encodes 210 amino acids. Gene Ontology annotation, biological process: B cell differentiation; B cell receptor signaling pathway. Gene Ontology annotation, molecular function: transmembrane signaling receptor activity. Gene Ontology annotation, cellular component: external side of plasma membrane; membrane; B cell receptor complex.